Contarinia nasturtii (swede midge) is the source of this 1568-nucleotide messenger RNA. Its product is annotated as E3 ubiquitin-protein ligase BRE1-like. Gene Ontology annotation, molecular function: protein binding. NCBI's taxonomy places the organism in Eukaryota, Metazoa, Arthropoda, Insecta, Diptera, Cecidomyiidae. The record is from RefSeq and is a predicted model, not a curated record. The transcript has 2 exons. Bases 158 to 1219 code for a protein of 353 amino acids.
UACACAGCACUAUUCAGUCGUAAGAGCGCUUGACGGAGAACACACAUUUAGUUCUAAAAGAAUCGACAAUAAGUAUUUCGUUGACGAAAUUGAUUUCCAAUUAGUAAUUUUGUUAUUUGACCAUAUUCAUUUUCGGAAUAAAAAAUAUUAUAUCACCAUGGCCGAAGUAAAUGUGUCUGUAUCUGUGCCAAAAGUAAAUUUCAACUUCAAAAUAGCAAACAUUAGCAAACUUAAGCAAAUUUUUUCACCGGAAUUUUUGGUUCAAGGCGUACCAUGGAAUGUAAAAGUUGUCAAAAAUGCCAGUGCUGCAGUUGAUAGGCUUGGUAUUUAUUUGUACUGUCAAAAGAAAGAAAUACUGGAAAAUUGGUCACAUGCUGCAUUUGCAUCAUUCAAACUAUUAUCGUCUAAGGAUGAAGUGAAUCCAGUUGAACGCACUAUUGAAGCUUAUGCUUUUGACAACAGCGGAUUGGGUUAUGGUUUUCCGAAUUUUAUUAAAUGGAAUGAUUUAUUGAACGUCGAGAAGGGUUAUGUUAAAGACGAUGCAAUCACUUUGGAAAUCGAAAUUGUAGCCGAAACAAGUGAUGAAAACAAGAGUCGAUUAACUUUUGAAAAUAUUGAAAAGAGUUGUGAUGAAAAUUGCCUGGUUUUGUAUCGACUAACGAUCGCCAAUGUCAAGAAUCUAAUGGCUGUUGCAUCGACGAAAUUCAACCUUCGCAAAUUAUCAUGCCACUUGCAAGUAUACAAAAGUCAAUCGUCAGAUCUCAAAAUUCGCUUGAGUUCAAAUUCGGAUGCCGAUGAAAUAUCGUACAAAUCAAAAAUAUUGUUCACAUUGGUAUCUUCAAAAGAUGGAAAGGCCAUCGAAAAAGUUGAAAACAGGUGUCUUACGUCAAGUUGGUUAUUAAUUAAUCUUGUAUCGUGGGAUGAAUUGUUGAAGCCUGAAAAUGGAUUUGUAAACGAUAAUUCGAUUAUCAUUGAAAUGAAAAUCAAACCUGCUGGCAUUUUCGAUGAUGGUGACGACGAUGAAAAACAACGGAAAAUAGAAUGUUCUAUCUGCUUCGAAACUAUUGGUGACCAAGCAGUUUCCUCAACGAAAUGCGGCCAUUUGUUCUGUACGGAAUGUAUCACGACAUCUGUGACAGCUCGAAAAGUGUGCCCAACAUGCAAUGAUGCCAUUGCUCUGGAAGAUUUGCAUCCAGUUUUUUUGCCAUUUGUCAACUAGAUUCAGUGAUGGAUACAGCACGAUCAAAUGCUGAGACGUAAUCAAAACUAGGAAAACAGUCAUGAACUUCAAUUCAAUUCAAAAAAUUUGCGUCAAGUUCAACACAAAUCAAAUGUUUCGCCUAUUUCAUUCUUAUUUUUACUCAAUCGCAUACAUUUAAGCAAAUUUAAUUUCAAACUUUCAUUCUAAUCGAGUAUAUCUAUAUUUAAAAGCAUAAAUAAUUUCGUUACGAAUAUAGACGUUUAGUUCGUAUGACAACAAUACCAUGUAACACAAUUACAAUUCCUUCACAAGAAUUCCAAAUAAAAAAUCUAUUAGCGACUUAAGCUGAUUCGAAAAUUAUACGGAA